This is a messenger RNA of Paracoccidioides brasiliensis Pb18, 3156 nucleotides long. Its product is annotated as alanyl-tRNA synthetase. The record is from RefSeq and is a predicted model, not a curated record. Gene Ontology annotation, biological process: alanyl-tRNA aminoacylation; tRNA modification. Gene Ontology annotation, molecular function: amino acid binding; aminoacyl-tRNA deacylase activity; ATP binding. Gene Ontology annotation, cellular component: cytoplasm; mitochondrion. The transcript has 6 exons. Bases 1 to 3156 code for a protein of 1051 amino acids.
AUGGGAGUAGGAGGUGAGAGAGUCAGUGGUGUGGUGCUGCACCAGGGAUUGAGUUUGACUCGCUACUGUUCUCGCUCUGUCUGCCGCAAUUUGGUGGAGGUGGUGGGUGUUAAUGUUGGUGGUUCUGUUCCUGUGCCUUUGCCGCCUUCGAGACGUUUCUUCGCCUGGCACUUUUUCUCCCCCGCCAUCACCAACACCUUUUCAACUACCCCCCUCUUCUUCCGCCGCCACAACAGCACUCUCCCACGAUCACAGGCGGCUUUCAAUAUGACUUCGACGCAAAUGGUAGAGCAGCCAGAAUGGCCUGCUUUGCGAGUGCGAAAUGCGUUCUUGGAUUUUUUCAAAGAUAACGGCCAUACCUUCGUGCCCUCGUCUUCUGUCGUACCCCUCUCAGACCCUACUUUACUAUUCGCAAAUGCGGGAAUGAACCAGUACAAGGCCAUCUUCCUAGGCACCGUUGAACCGAAUUCAGACUUUGCGCAGCUGAAACGUGCGCAUAACACGCAGAAGUGUAUACGUGCCGGUGGAAAACAUAAUGACCUCGACGAUGUUGGGAAAGAUAGCUAUCACCAUACUUUCUUUGAAAUGCUGGGAAACUGGAGUUUCGGGGACUACUUCAAGAAAGAAGCUAUUCGUUACUCAUGGGACCUUCUCACCAAAGUCUACGGCCUCGACCCUGAUCGGCUAUACGUGACAUACUUCGAGGGAAAUCCAGAUGCAGGCAUUGAACCAGAUUUGGAAGCCAGGGAUCUAUGGUUGUCCGUCGGCGUUGCAGAGGAUCACCUCCUUUCAGGCAACAUGAAAGAUAAUUUCUGGGAGAUGGGAGAACAAGGCCCAUGCGGACCCUGCAGUGAGAUCCAUUACGAUAGGAUUGGAGGCCGCAAUGCCUCCCACCUCGUGAACCAAGACGACCCCAAUGUGCUGGAAAUCUGGAAUAACGUUUUCAUUCAAUACAAUCGCGAACAGGACAAGUCGCUACGACCUUUACCCAACAAGCACGUCGAUACUGGAAUGGGCUACGAACGACUUGUUUCGAUUCUCCAGAACAAAUCGUCAAACUACGACACGGAUGUCUUCACCCCCCUGUUCGAGAAGAUCCGCGAGAUCACAGGCUCCCGUCCAUAUACUGGAAAAUUCCAUGAAGAGGACGUUGACGGAGUCGAUACUGCUUACCGCGUUGUUGCUGACCAUAUUAGGACAUUAACCUUUGCGAUAUCCGAUGGGGCUGUGCCAAACAACGAGGGUCGAGGCUAUGUGGUACGACGAGUUCUCCGUAGAGGUGCUCGGUAUGCGCGCAAGUAUCUGAACGUUGAAAUCGGCGGGUUCUUCUCGCAAAUCGUACCUACACUAGUUGAGCAGAUGGGUGAUAUGUUCCCUGAAAUCAAACGAAAGGCAACGGACGUGAUGGAAAUUCUGGAUGAGGAGGAAAUUUCUUUCGCGAAGACACUCGACCGUGGAGAGCGCCUCUUUGAAGAAUAUGCCCUCCAGGCUAAACAAAAGGGCCUGGACAGAUUACAUGGAGCAGAUGUGUGGAGACUCUACGAUACGUUUGGUUUCCCUGUGGAUCUGACCCAGCUCAUGGCUGAAGAGCGAGGCUUGAAAAUUGAUAACGGUGAAUUCGAAGAAGCCCGGCUAAGGGCUAAGGAGGCAAGCAAGGGUCAGGGAAAGCAAACAAAGGAUGUUGUCAAACUUACUGUCCAUGACCUCGGCCUCCUUGAGACCAUGGAUGACGUUCCCAAGACGGACGACAGUGCGAAGUUUGGCAGAGGCAACAUCACCUCCCAGAUCAAAGCCAUCUACCAUAACAAGAAGUUUGUUGAUUCCUCAAAGGAUAUUCCAGAGGGCGAACAAUUCGGUAUUAUCCUUGACCGCACCAACUUCUACGCAGAACAGGGUGGCCAGGAAUAUGAUACUGGAAAGAUAAUCAUCGACGGCAAGGCAGAACUUGCUGUUGAGGACGUUCAAGUAUAUGGAGGAUACGUACUUCACACUGGCUUUAUGAAGUAUGGUUCCUUUAACAUAAACGACUCUGUGAUCGCAGAAUAUGACGAGCUCCGAAGAUGGCCUAUCAGAAACAACCACACGGGAACUCAUAUCCUCAAUUUUGCCCUCCGCAAAGUUCUAGGCGACGGUGUGGAACAAAAGGGUUCCCUCGUUGCCGCUGAAAAGCUUCGUUUCGACUUCUCCCACAAAUCCGCCGUCUCAGACUCCGACCUCGAGGAAAUUGAAAGGAUAUCCACUGACUACAUCCGCCAAAACUGCGCCGUCUACGGUAAGGAUGUCCCCCUCUCUAUCGCACGUGAAAUCACAGGUGUGCGCGCCGUCUUCGGUGAAACAUAUCCAGAUCCCGUCCGUGUCGUCUCCGUCGGUGUCGAGCUCGAAGAGAUCCUCAAAGAUGUCCACGACCCGCGCUGGAAGGAAAUCAGCAUCGAAUUCUGCGGCGGCACACAUGUGCAGAAGACGGGAGAUAUCAAAGAUCUCGUCAUUCUCGAAGAGAGCGGGAUUGCCAAGGGCAUCAGACGCAUUAUUGCUGUGACGGGCGAAGAAGCACACGAGGUACAGCGGAUCGCUAAGGAAUUCGGCGAGCGUCUGAAGCGUUUCGAGAAGAUGGAGCUGGGCCCUAAGAAGGAGAUGGAGGCCAAGUUACUACAGGUGGAUCUGAAUCAGCUGACGAUAUCAGCUGUUGAGAAGGCACAGUUCCGCGAGAAGUUCACGCAGAUCCACAAGAAGGUGUUGGAGGGCCAGAAGGCGGCGCAGAAACUAGAAUCGAAGAAGGCACUCGAUGCGAUUAUGGGGUAUUUCCAGGCCCCUGAGAAUAAGGAUGCACCCCAUCUUGUGCUGCAGCUGCCCAUCUCGGCGAAUGCCAAGGCAGUUAGCGAUUCGUUGAAUUUUGUCAAGACAAAGAUGCAGGAUAAGUCGCUUUAUGUGUUUGCGGCGGAUAAGGAGGCUGGGAAGAUUGUACAUGGAUGUCAUGUUGCAGAGAACCUAAGCCAACAAGGCGCAUCUCCGAACGAUUGGGCCAAUUCCGUGGCCAACGUUGUUGGCGGACGCGCUGGAGGCAAGGGGCCCAUCUCCAUUGGAAAUGGGACGGACGCUGAGAAGCUUGAUGAUGCUAUAAAGGCUGCUACAGAGUACCUGGAGAAGUUUAAGCUUUGA